This is a messenger RNA of Symbiodinium pilosum, 1218 nucleotides long. NCBI's taxonomy places the organism in Eukaryota, Dinophyceae, Suessiales, Symbiodiniaceae. The record is from the annotation of a GenBank genome assembly.
AUGCAUGCUCGCCUCCGAGCAAUGAUGCCUGCUGUCAAGACCAUCCUCGCGGGGCUGGGGGUCGGUGGUGCUUUGCCACUCGCAGUGACUGUGCACGAUCAGUGGCAGGCGCACAUAGAUCGCAAUCGAAUCAUGAAUCGGGUGAUCCACAGCGCCUUCCAUGCUGCCAAGCCCGAAGUGGAAAUCCCGCGCAAGCACGUCCAGGCCCAGAUCAGCGGGUUGCUGGACCUGGCUGAUCGCUCCCCCCUGCUGAUCUGGGGGAAUCAUCAGUCCGGCAAGAGCUUCGCCGUCUUCAAGGCAUGCCGAGAGGCAGGCUUUCACCAGGGCAUCGUCCACGUGAAGCUCGACAGCGACAAGGAGGUCGCAGGAGAAAGGCUGCGCCAGCAGCUGGGUGCCCCUGGCCACGUUGAGGUCGAGGAGGCCUUGAAGCAGGCGGCAAAGACCUUGGGCCGAGUGCCCAUCAUCAUUUUGGAAAUUGCUCGGCAGGUGAGUGAGAUGAAAGUUCUCGCCAGUUGCUCUGGCCUCGCCAAGAUGUUGGGCUACGACGCCGAACUGGCGAAGGUGAUCGUUUUGGCGUGCAGCGCCUCCAUGGCGCUGAGCUUUGACGCCGAUGCCCGGGAAGUUCGGUGCCAGAUCGCAUCGCUGAAUGAAGAAGAGUGCGAGCAGCCGGAGGCGGGGGCCUUUUUUGCCGAGCGCGUUCCUUUGUUUGGCAUGCUCCCUCAGGCCCAGCAGUUCCUCCAGCACCACGGUGGAGACGCGGCUGUCGAGCACAAGGCCGAGCUCCUGCACCUCAGUGGUGGCAACGUGGGCAAGCUCGAGGAGCUCGCCAAGAACCUGAAAACCCAGCCCAUCGAGCAGGUCCGGCAGGAAGCCCUGGGCGAGCAGGAGCAGGAGAUCCUACGCUUCCUCGGCAUCGAUGCGCAUGGUGGAUUUGACGGAACCAAGGCCGCCAAGGAGGUGGCCCGCUGCGUGGCUGACGCUCCAUUUCACCAGUGCGUGAGGUCCAAAGACUUCAUGGCACGUUUCACCAGCAAACACCUAGCUCAGGCAGUGAAGGCGCAAGGCGGCCACUGCAUCUAUGUAAAGGCCACCACUAAGGCGGAUGAGCGGUUUUGCGCAGCGUCGCCAUCCGUGCACGCUCUGCUCAGGGAGAUGGCACCUGCUCUUGAAACCGACGAGAAGCCCAAACAAGCCCAGACUGGGGGAUUGUGGUUUUGA